CCAGUUCACAGUUACCCUGCACACUGUACCUGCCCCUGCUACAUGCCCCAUGCCCUCCGUGCUCCCAGCACCGCGCUGAAAGGUCCCGGUUGUAUGUGGCGGAGCUUCUUCAGGCCGGGCUCACACACACAGAGACCGGGACCAGCGGCACAGAGCUCCGGUCCACGGGCUUUAGCUCCGCGGCUAAUGUUGUGAUCCGCCCGGUGCUGCAGCUGAAGGGCGCAGAGGGACACGGAGGCGCAAAUGGAUAAAAAUGCCAAAAAACUGCGGAACGAAGACAUAAACCCGUGCCUUGCGGAAACUGAUGCCUCCCGGAUGUGUAUGGAGUAUCACAACUACGAGAGGGACAGGUGUGGUGCGUAUUUUCAGAACUACAAAAACUGCAGAAAGUACUGGCACAACAUCAUGAUUCAGAGGCGGAGAGAAGGAGUCAAACCAGAGAUGCCUACAGCGGCUGAGAGGCAGGAGAUGCUGGCUGCACUGGGGAAGAAGCCCUACUGAACAUUUGGCUCUGGAGAGGCUGCUAUGCACAGCUCCUAUCCGUUAGUACUGUGGACAAUGACUAACAACAUCCACAUUGUUAUAUUGUAUUGUACUGUUUCUGUCACAGUAGCAUACAUAGGCCUUUUAAGGUACAUAUAUUCAAAUUUAAUUAUUUUGUUUCACUUUAAAUUAAAAUG
Messenger RNA from Periophthalmus magnuspinnatus, 680 nucleotides. RefSeq names its product coiled-coil-helix-coiled-coil-helix domain containing 7 (gene chchd7). The transcript has 4 exons. NCBI's taxonomy places the organism in Eukaryota, Metazoa, Chordata, Actinopteri, Gobiiformes, Gobiidae. The record is from RefSeq and is a predicted model, not a curated record. Bases 244 to 501 code for a protein of 85 amino acids.